AUGUCUUGUGAGGCACGGCGCACGGUGGCUUGGGAGACGGACGAGGCGGAGAUCGACGAUCAUUUUGAAGGAGAAGCAGAGGAAUCGAGGCCAACUGCAAUUGACCCUCGCAAACAUCUCCACUACGUUAAAAUCAGUGAAGAAGGACUUGUCGCUACUUUCGUUGGAAGGGGAGAAUAUACAGAUGUAGGGGCGGUGCAAGCGAACUAUCCUUUCCCUCGCCGAAGCCCAAUAGCAUAUUACGAAGUCAAAAUUUUGGAAGGGCCCCCCAUGAGGGCUGCAAUUUGUGUUGGCUUAGCUCCUUCCUCGGCUCUUCUGAAUAGACCUCCGGGAGGAGAGGCUAGAGGCGAAGAUGGCUUUCAGCAGAGUCGUCCGGGGGGAGGGGAGGGCAGCACAUUUGAAGCGUUUGGUCCUUCGUUUGGGAGAGGAGAUGUUGUGGGCUGUGGAGUUGUUAAUUCUUCUAGAGGUGUUUUCUUCACGAAAAACGGGGUGUUUUUGGGAAAUGCAGGCAGGGUGGAGCCUCUCGCUAACCUGUACCCUACUGUUAGUCUUAAACACAACGGAGAUGCAAUCCGACGUCAGCUGAUGGAAGAGAGGCAAAUGAUACGCCAAGAGCACCUGAAUCCAGAUACCCUUUUAUCUCUUGUUCGGUCUUAUCUACUGCACAGUGGAUUCGAAAAGACCCUCAAAGCGUUCAAUGAAACAGUGGGGAAACCAAAGCAAAGGAGUCAGCUAGGCUGGGUGGAGGCCUUAGCAUAG
Messenger RNA from Eimeria acervulina, 759 nucleotides. RefSeq names its product SPRY domain-containing protein, putative. The record is from RefSeq and is a predicted model, not a curated record. NCBI's taxonomy places the organism in Eukaryota, Apicomplexa, Conoidasida, Eucoccidiorida, Eimeriidae. The coding region runs from base 1 to 759 and encodes 252 amino acids. Gene Ontology annotation, molecular function: protein binding. The transcript is spliced from 5 exons.